AUGAGUAUCACGGUGCUGAGCAAUGAAAAUCCGCUAGGUGCAUCGCCAAGUGCGUCAUCAGUUGACAUAGUCGCUGUCCACGGUCUCGACGAAGCCAAGCUAGACACAUGGACCGAUCCCAGGACGAAUAUCCUCUGGCUGCGAGACCUAUUUCCAUACAAACAACUCAACGUGAGGAUUUUAGCAUAUGGAUACGAAGCCGAGAAUUUGAGCUCUUCACGAGAUAGCACUGCGGAUCGAACCUUGCCAUAUGCUACCACUUUGAUUGCAGCACUCUGCGCAGAACGGGAGCUUUCAAAUGCGUCGGAGCGACCGAUAAUUUUCAUCUGCCAUGGCUUUGGUGGCAUAUUGGUCAAACGGGCGCUGGCAUUUUCCAGCACGAGCCGAUCCAAACAUGUUGAACACAGACGAUCCAUAUACGUCUCGACAUAUGGGAUUAUUUUCAUGGGAACACCACAUAACGGAAUGAGCAAAGAAGCUAUCCAGGUUCAAGGUCCAUGGAAAAGCAAAAUCACAGGGCCAAAUCAGUUUCAACUCGGUCUUCGAAAGCAGUCGGAAGUACUUCGAGAUAUCGCAGACCAGUUCGCCCCAUUGAUGAAGAAUUUCUCAAUAUACUACUUCUGGGAGCAGACUGAAACAAGCACCGCAAUGGGGAAGAUCUAUAUUGUGGAUGAGCACUCUGCUGCUCCAGCUCAAGACAACGUCGAUAGAUCUGGAAUUAUGGCUACGCACUCAGGAAUGGUUAAGUUCAGCAGCUCUGCAGAUGCUGGAUAUCGAGUGAUACUUGCGACUAUUCGUCGAUUCAUCAAAGCUGGCCCAGGAGCCAUUCAAUCAAGGUGGAGGAACGAUGAGAAGCUACUUGCCAAAGAGCGAAGAGCCGAAGCAGAAGCUCUUACAGUAACUCAAUUUUUGCGGCGUUCGUCUACGAUCGAGGCAAAGUCGUCCAAGCUCAACGAGUUCUAUACCGCUCCUCGCUGCUCUACCAAUUACUUCACGGGAAGGAGAGCGUAUGCUAAAGUCUUAAAAGAAAGGUUUGCGAACCCUUUUGCCUCUCUGAAUCGGUCCGGGAGUGACUUGUUCGAUGGGUCAAGGAGAUCAAAUCAGAAAAUCUUCGUAGUGCAUGGAUUGGGGGGCUCCGGAAAGACAGAAUUUUGUCUGAAAUAUGUCGAGGAGAACAGACCAGCAUACUGGGGAGUGUUUUGGAUAGACGCCAGCAGCGAGGAAAACGCUGAAUCUGGAUUCGCCUCGUUGGGCCUACAGGCUGGGAAAGGACCAACAUUUGCCGCCGGCAUGCACUGGCUAUCCACCUGCUCGAAGUCCUGGCUUCUCGUCAUUGACAAUGCUGACGACCCUGAUAUGGAAGUAACGAAAUACAUCCCUAGGAGUGGGAAUGGCCAUGUUCUGAUCACAACAAGGAACCCAGGAAUCAUCGACUAUGCCACGGUUGGCAACUUCCAAUUUCGAGGCAUGGAUCCCGAGGAAGCUAUCGCGCUUCUACUAAGAUAUGCACAUCUGCCAAAGGAGGCAGAUGGUUUGAACGUUCAGUCUAGGAAACUGGCUGAAGAUAUUGCCUUAGAGCUGGGAUAUCUGGCGCUCGCAUUGAGACAUGCCGGCGCAACAAUUCGACGCAACAUCUAUACCUUAGACAAAUACCUCCAUUACUACCUUGGCUGGCGCAGAACCAUGAUCGGAUCUCCUCAGAUAAAAAAUGCAGACGAAGGAAAUAUUGUCACCACUUGGGAGAUUCCUUUUCGAAAGAUCGUGGCCCGCGCAUCUCGAUCUCUCGAGUACAAGGACGCUGUUGAUAUCCUGCACAUAUUUGCCUUCAUGCAUUUUGAGUCAAUACCAGAGAGCAUCUUUCAAACAUUCUGGAAUUCGAUCAACGGAACUGAGACAGACCUAGCAGAUUAUCCGGACAUCCUCCAGAAUCGAUCGAUGUUGAACGAGGAGGCUCAUGCUCGUGUUCGCGGAGCAUUUCGGGUACUUGGUGAUUACUCGAUCAUUGACCACGAUGUUGAUCGAAGCAUCUGCUCUUUGCAUCCAGUCGUUCAUGCAUGGACCAGGAGUAGGCUUGAUCCUGCAGAAUACAAACGAUGGCUGGGUUGCACAGCAGCAGUCCUCGCCCAAUGCAUAUCCCCGCACCUUGAAGCUUCGGGGCGAAAGUUUCGUCGUGAGUCACUACCUCAUAUAGACUCUUGUCUUAGGGCUCUGAAUGUGCUGUUUCCGUCGUUCCCAGAAACCACCAAACAAGCAACAGAGAUGGACAAAUUUGCCUCCGUGUAUGCCGAGAAUGGGCUUUGGAUGCAGGCUCGAGGUCUGCAACUCAAGGUCAUUGAUUUGAGAAUGAAAAAGCUGGGCUGGCGACACGAAGACACCUUCCAGGCCAAACGAAAUCUUGGACACAUAUAUUGGAAUCUUUUUCAAGUAGAGCCUUGUAUUGAAAUCCAAGUCAACAUCAUGAGAUCCCGGCUGUUCAAGCGCCCGUCGCUGGCAGACUGGAUGUCAUGGCCUCCAUGGAAACCAGAUCAUAUAGAGUACUGCACUGCACUGAGUGAUAUCACCCAAAGUCUGUGGCUCGCUGGAAAGAAUAAUCUAUCGAAGCGAGCAGGCGAACAUGCCGUUAAAGGAUUCCUAAAACAUCGUGGCCCAGACGAUCCAGCGACCCUAACUGCUAUGUUCAAUCUUGGUCGUACCUUGCAUCAUUUGAGAGACUAUGAGAGAAGCCACCGAUAUCUGGUCCUUGUCCUCCAAAAGCGGAAACGCUUCUUUGGCUCUGACCACCCUGACACAUUGAUGGCGAGAAAUGAGCUUGGCACAAGUUUUCGUGCACUUGGUCGGAUGGAUAUUGCCGAACGCCUGAUAGCAAACGUCCUCGAAGCUCGAAAGAGGACUCUUGGCGAAGAGCAUGCAUAUACCUUGUGGUCUGUGAACGAAUAUUCCAAGAUUUUGUGUGACCGAGGUCGUUCAGCGACAGCAGUUUCCAUGUUGGAAGAGAUCAUUCCAACCGUUAUACGAACGUUGGGAGAGGAUCAUGUUGGAAUGAGUAUGACUCGUGGCAAUCUAGCACGGGCAUAUUCGUUGAACAAACGAUGGGAUGACGCCGAGGGAACCCUGCGCAGGUUGGCCAGUACUGCUGAUCCCGCACACCCCCACUGGAUAGGCUUGAUGUGUGGUUAUAUCCAUGUCAGGACCAAGAUUGGUCGAAUAAAGGAGACAGAAGAUGACUGCAACAAAGUUCUCGAUGUCAUUUUGAAGCAAAAGAUCAUACUAUUGGAUGACCCGCGAUCACUUGGGACUGCAGAGACGCUUCUUGAAAUAUAUCGAGAGCAAGGACGUAAUGAUGACAUCUUGACACUCAAGAGCAGAGUACCAGGAUUGACGAUGGACCGUGGAACGCGGAGUAGUCAGUUUUCAUUGCUAUAUGGCGCUGAUGAUGAUGGUAGAGCUCCUAGUCAGCCACGUGAUGUAUUUUAG
Messenger RNA from Pseudogymnoascus destructans, 3474 nucleotides. RefSeq lists its product as uncharacterized. Gene Ontology annotation, molecular function: protein binding. Lineage: Eukaryota; Fungi; Ascomycota; Leotiomycetes; Thelebolales; Thelebolaceae. The record is from RefSeq and is a predicted model, not a curated record. The transcript has 3 exons. The coding region runs from base 1 to 3474 and encodes 1157 amino acids.